This is a messenger RNA of Uncinocarpus reesii 1704, 1935 nucleotides long. RefSeq lists its product as uncharacterized. The transcript has a single exon. NCBI's taxonomy places the organism in Eukaryota, Fungi, Ascomycota, Eurotiomycetes, Onygenales, Onygenaceae. The coding region runs from base 1 to 1935 and encodes 644 amino acids. The record is from RefSeq and is a predicted model, not a curated record.
AUGCCUCCAGCAGUUUCUGAGGCCUCGACUUUGAGCAUUUCUUCCACUCGACCAACGCAUCUUUAUUUGCCCGUUGAACCACACCAAAGGAGCCAACAGCGCCCUUCAUCAUGGUCAGCACGCUUCCGGGAAUCUUUUUUCAGUCGACCCGAUUCCAGACGCAAACGGAAGUUUCGGAGUCGCGACAGUGGCUAUUUACGGGAUCAAGCUCCUAUGUCUCAACCCAAGGACUCGAAGCCUCAGACCAGACAAUUUUUUUUGCUGAAGAAUCAGAAAGGGAAAGGCAAUUUGGCUACCAUUGGAGAAAAAAGCCAACUCGAACACCAAGAUUUUGCCAGCGAUGCGGGAACCAUACGGAAGACACCUCAGUGUGAAAUAACACAAGACGCCGAUAACCCUCUAUGGCCUGCCAAAUCGUGGACUGGUCGAAGCAAACGUAAGCAUACUAUCAGUCGCGACGAUUAUCUAACCGCACGUGGUGCAAAUCCCAGAACCGGCGUCAUUAGCCCAAGCAUUACCAGUCAUAGCGAUGAUUCAGAUAUCGCCGGAUCAGAGGGAUUAUUGAACAACGAGGAUAACGCCAUGGAUAAGAAAUGGCGGCUAAAAGGUGACCAGUGGAUAAGCUUGGAUAAGGAUGCGAAGACGCCAUUGCCUUCUCCCUCUACUGAAAAACCAAGUGACGUAGAGGACAAAGCACGAUCUUAUAUCCGCAGGUUGCAACAACGUGGGGUUCGGCAUUCUCAGGUCGAGGAUCGGUUUGUUGUCAAUAUGCCGUCUGCCAGAGAGCCUUGUCCGCCGACUAUGACGACGCAACAAAUAUCGGAGUUUCAAAAGGCAAUUGACCGAAUUUAUAAAAAUGGAGAAAAGUUUGUGGAUCCAAAAAUCCCCCUAACGCCCCCGGAACCAGCUCCAAAUGGACCAAGCACUCCGCCCAAAAAGCUGUCCAAAGAUAUUAAGUAUGGUCAGGGGGAACCAGAUAUUAGUCGUCCACCUCAAAUGUUGGAACAGGAGUAUUUUUUAGGGGGUGGCCGGGCGAAGGCUAUGGAGUCUCGAAAAGCAAGCAACCCUUCGCCACCGAGCACAAUCAAAGAGGGACAAGGGCAAAAUCGGCUUUCAAUGAUAGGGGAGAAGCAGAUGGAAAAUAUAGCGUCUACUCGAAACCGGCAUUCCAGAAUAUGUUCAAGCAGUCUCCUAGAGAGGAGAAUCAAAGGAGGUACAUUGUUGACCCCGACACAGGAUCCCAUUUCCCUCUUAUGUCCCAAGGCCAACCCUCAGGAGGCUGCAUCCACUAUCAUUACCACUACAGCCAACCUUGCAACUCACUCGCCCAAGCUUCGUUCUCGAAGCACGGAGCUAAACCCAGACACAAAUCCAAGUCUCACAGAAGAAAGGGGGCAGCCCUAUGCAUCUGCCUUCCGUCCUUCUCGAAGCAGUCCCGGCAUGGGGUUCGUCGCCGUCAAUCGCCCAGGAUACACAAACAUAGCAGAAGACGAUAUCAGGACUACGAAUACUCUCACGGAUGGGUCCACCCCUACGCUCGUGAACCAGGGCCGUAAUCUCACACUGCGCGACAUUUGCUAUUCUCGCAGCCAUGCAACUUGCUUAUACGCUUGGCCGGUUCUUCCAUAUACUGUUAAUAUUCUGGUGUCCUGCUUUCGAUUAAUUUUGAAAGCAUAUAGGCAUUUUCUCGCAGCCUCGAACGCCUUUGGCACAACAGAGCCAUGCGUCGAUGUCGCUUACUCAUGGAUAAACUACAUCCCUCUUGCUCUCCUAACAUAUGUAAUUUGGAAAGCUCUCGCUUGUAUUAUUACUUUUGGACUUCACGGCUGCUGGAUUACGAAACAGAUCAUUCACUAUGGCGGGUACACAAGUGGCCUCUUUUUGUUGUUUCGAUGGGUAUUGCGUUCCAAGUACGGCAUUUCGUUCAACCCUUAA